AUGGCUUCCCACCGUGCUGACGCUAGCACUCUCCUCGACAACCGCGGCUACACUGGCCCUCUGGUCCGUGGCGUGAACCCAGCGACACUGUUCGAGAAAGCCGUGCGAGAUCGCAUUACGGACUCUUACUAUUGGAAGGAGCAGUGCUUUGGUCUGAACGCCGCGACUUUGUGCGAUCGUGCCGUCGAGCUGACCUGCCUGGGAGGCACAUAUGGCGUUUCCGAAAAGCCAACUCCCUUUCUCUGCCUCGCCUUCAAGCUGCUCCAGCUCGGACCCGACCGCGAUAUCAUCCUUGAGUAUCUGAAUUUCACAGACCCCGGGAGCGACUCGGAUAUGGAUAAUGGGAAUGACCCCGCGAACGGGGUGGUGAAGACUGAGGGUGACUUCAAAUACCUGCGGGCUCUGGCUGCCUUCUACGUGCGGCUAACCUUCGAUGCGGUGGAUGUGUACAAGACACUGGAGCCCCUGCUUCUUGAUUAUCGAAAACUGAAGCGUCGAGUACGUGACUCGUUCGUCCUCACGCACGUGGAUCAAUUUGUCGACGAUCUCCUGACCAAGGACCGAGUGUGCGGAACCAGUUUGUGGAAACUGCCCCCGCGGCAGCAGCUAGAAGACUUGGACCUCCUGGAAGAGCGAAUCAGUCCAUUAGCGGCCGAGAUAGAUGAUUUGGACGAAGAUAAUGAAGAUGACCGUGCGAGCGAGCCCAGAUCUCAGGGAGAAGCGAGCGAUGAUUGA
Messenger RNA from Penicilliopsis zonata CBS 506.65, 735 nucleotides. RefSeq lists its product as hypothetical. The transcript has a single exon. The record is from RefSeq and is a predicted model, not a curated record. Gene Ontology annotation, cellular component: precatalytic spliceosome. Lineage: Eukaryota; Fungi; Ascomycota; Eurotiomycetes; Eurotiales; Aspergillaceae. Bases 1 to 735 code for a protein of 244 amino acids.